Molecule: messenger RNA, 1245 nt
Organism: Heterotrigona itama
Lineage: Eukaryota; Metazoa; Arthropoda; Insecta; Hymenoptera; Apidae
Source: the annotation of a GenBank genome assembly
CAUGCAAUUAAAUUGUACCAUUCACACGUGUCACAGGAACACAUAAACGAGAAAGUGAAAGACGUGUUCUUAUUGAACGAACGGGUCUUUGGGAUAUGCGACGCGUGGCCCUUAAGGAAAACGUACGCGAGAUUCGUCUUGUACAUGUCCUAUCUCAGUGUACACAUGGUCAUAAUGUACAUGGACUUAAUCGAGGCGUUUGGCAAUCUCGAAUCAAUGGUGGAGAACAUUUUAGACACGACCAUUGCCACGGCUACCUAUGUCUUGUUAUUUUUACUACGAUUCAACAAACUGAUCGAACGGACGAUCGUCACUGUGAAGCAAGAAAUAACCACGUGCAAGUUCGAAACAUUGGAGGAGAUGCGCCUGUACUUCGCGUAUCACAAGAUUUCAGAUAAGUUUGGUAGAUACGCUGUUUCAACGAGCUCCGUGAUAGCAGUUCUCUGGUAUCUCACACCUAUGCUGCAUCUGUUGAAGUCUCGUUCAGAGCAAGAUAACGGAUCAUCGAGUGACUAUAAAUUGCCUUUUCGUGUUCACGCUUUCCUCGAUUAUCGGAACGACUUGCAGAACUUCGUUAUCAUGUAUCUGUACCAGUUGCCGUUCAUGUUCAUAGGAUUGAGCCAUACAACCUCCGUCAGUAUAUUAGUCAAUCUGGUGUUACACAUCUGUGGUAAACUCUCAAUAUUAUCGCAUCGCAUACGAAAUAUCACCACGAAUGUAAAUGUUCAUUUAGACAGUAUGAUUGAAGAAUUCAUGGCCGCGCAUAUAAAACUGAUACGAACAGUGAACUCCAUCAAUUCAGCCUUCCAAAUUUUCCUUCUGUUGGAACUGUCGCAAACAAGCAUUAGAAUGGGCCUCCUCAUAUACAUGAUGCUUCUAAAUCCAUCGAGAAGUUUCAUGGACACUGUGACCUACAGUUUAUACAUUUCGAUAGUCGUGUCAUUGUUAUAUCUAUACUCCUUCAUAGGUGAACAAUUGUCGAACGAAUCCACGAAAGUGUGCGAGGCGUUCUACUUUACGGAUUGGAACAAUCUUUCGGUCCGCGAUCAAAAGCUAUUUCUUCUGGUUAUGUCCGGACGGCGAACUUUGCACGUCACUGCUGGAAAGUUUUACAUCUUCUCGUUACAAGGCUUUAUCGGCUUGCCGUUUCUCGCUCUAACAAAGAAUCCACGAACCGAAACGAAUGUCAUUGAAUCUACAGUUCUUUUUAUACCUGAAUUCUAUUUACCGUAUCGAUCUCUAUAA